GUCGUUUGAGAGCACACCUGCUCCCUCCUGGCUAGAGUAGUAGUGUAGUAUAGCCUCCUCCUCUCUGCAAUCCUCUCUCUCUGCACGGCCUGCACUUCACGCGUGCCUCCACACUCUCUCUCUCCUCGCUCCUCGCUGCUGGAUUGUUUUAGGGGGAGCCUGUUACAGCCUGCCUGGGUAGCAGCCUAUUCUACAACCCUCCGCCUCACUGUGUGUGUGUGUGCGACUCUCUCUGUAUCCAGAAUCCUCCAGUCUUCUGCACAGAGUACAGGCUUGUGAAGCAGCAGCAUGCGGUCGGCCUGUCUCUCCCUGCUCCUGGUGUCGGUGUGCUGGGCGCUGCCCUUCCGCCAGUCCGGCUUCCUGGACUUCAUGAUGGAGGACGAGCCCGGCUCGGGCGACGUGGACAUGGGCGGCCCGCCCGUCAUCGACGAGCCGCGCAGAGGGCCCGCCGGACCCGGAGCCGACCCCGUGCCAACCGGACCCGUCUGCCCCUUCAGGUGCCAGUGCCACCUGCGCGUGGUGCAGUGCUCUGAUUUGGGUCUGAAGAGUAUCCCAGAGGACAUCAAUGCUGACACCACACUACUGGACCUGCAGAACAACAAGAUCACCGAGAUCAAGGAGAACGACCUGAAGGGACUGAAGGCAUUGCAGACCCUGAUCCUGGUGAACAACCAGAUCACCACCAUCCAUGCCAAGGCCCUGGCCCCGCUGGGUAAGCUGCAGAGGCUGUACCUGUCCAAGAACCAGCUGUCGGAGGUUCCCGCCAACAUGCCCAAGAGCCUUCAGGAGCUGCGCAUCCACGAGAACCAGAUCAGCAAGCUGAAGAAGGCCUCCUUCGCUGGCAUGGCCAACAUGAUCGUCAUGGAGCUUGGCUCCAACCCUCUGGCUGCUGGUGGAGUGGAGGCUGGAGUCUUCUCUGACCUGAAGAGAGUUUCCUACAUCCGCAUCUCAGACACCGACAUCAGCGCCAUCCCCAAAGGCCUCCCCGCCUCCCUGUCCGAGCUGCACCUGGAUGGAAACAAGAUCACCAAGGUGACCAAGGAGGGCCUGAAGGGACUCAAGAAUCUGGCCAAGCUGGGCCUGAGCUACAACCAGAUCAGCUCCGUGGAGAACGGCACCCUGGGAAUGGUCCCUCACCUGCGCGAGAUCCACCUGGACAACAACGAGCUGACCACCGUGCCCCCUGGCCUCCCUGAGCACAAGUACAUCCAGGUGAUCUACCUGCACAGCAACAAGAUCGCGGUGGUGGGCACAGAGGACUUCUGUCCCCCUGGCUACAACACCAAGAAGGCCAUGUACUCCGGCAUCAGCCUGUUCAGCAACCCCGUGCCCUACUGGGAGGUCCAGCCAAUCACCUUCCGCUGCGUCUUCGACCGCUCCGCCAUCCAAUUGGGCAACUACAGGAAGAAGUAAAGAGGGAAACAGCCAAUCAGAGCCCACUAUAGGCCGGCCCCGCCCACUCGGUUGUCGUGGUGAUGGUGGUGGAGGUCCCCAAGCGAUUAUUUGUUUUCUUUUUUUUGUUUUGUUUUUGUUUGGCUCACAAGCAUCUCAAGCACAUAAAAUCCAUUGUCCCUUUUCCCCUACUCCACCGACUCAAUGCACAGUCGACGUGAACGAAAGUAAGAUAGAAGAAAAUGAAAAGAAAAAUAUUGCAGACAACAGUUGUUUAUGAAAUAGCAAAUGUAUCAUCUCAGUUUUUCAUAAUCAUGACGUAUCCUUGGGAAAGAAAAACUCAUUUCAACUUUCAAAAAAACACUUUCAAUAUUCAACGUCGAAUGAUACAACUCACAAAUGUCUACUGCUUAGCACGCUGCAUUGUAAACGCAUAUGGUUGAUCCACCAGUCAUAAUUCAAUUGUUAUAAAUGUUUGUCUGUUUUUAUUUUUACGCUUUCGUCAAGCUUAAAGUGUGCUGAAAGGCUUCCCAUGAGUUCCUACACUAUGACCACUUAAAAAAGUCACUUGUAGUUUCAUCACUACAAAAGCACUAAAAGAAAAACAUCAUCAAAAAAUGAAUUGAGAUUCCCAUUGUGCUAUCCUAGCCUUCUUCAUCUACUUCUAAUUCUCCAUUUUACUUUUUUAUAGUCUAAAACUACACAAAAUUGGCCUGCUAGUUGUGACUCAGAUCCUUCAGGUCGGCUGACCUGCUGAGCGGGCAGCAAGGGGUUAACCGCCGCCAUUUUGGAAUUAACGCUAACGUUACCAAGGAGACGGUGCACGAGAGAAUGUACUAGCAUAACAUGACCUGCGUAGUGCUACACUUUUAAAGGACUUUACACUUUUAGAUUCAACCGAUAGAUGUCAUCAUUCUCUCUCUCUCUUAUUUUUAUUGUGUGUUUGCUUUGUUUGAAUUUUUUCAGUAAUAUUGUAGAUGACACACUUUAUUUGCAAUGUCCUUCCCACUCUUUCUUGACAGUCGAUGUGCCUGUAGGUUUGUUUGAGCUGUCUUGAGUUUGGCUACAGUCUUCGCUGUCUGUCUGUCUGUUGCUUUUUCCAUCAUGUCUGAUACUUGUUAGCUUCCCAGAUCUUAACACUGCCAUGUAACAGGGUUAUACAGCACAAGCGCAGCAUACAGCAAAGUAACAUAACUUACAAAUAGAAUAAACCUUUGUUUCCAUUACCAAGGAAGACAGUCCCAAAGACCUGUAUGACUGAUUUACUUCCUGCACACCUCUACAACCUCUUCAAAGACAAGAUUACAGAUUAUGAUUUUUAAUUUUAGUGAUGACAUGUUUUUAAGAAAAAAUGAGAGUGUAUUGCUUUAUUUACGUUUACCUUUACUUAUUUCUUUUUUUCUCCAUUUGUUUUGUUUCUCUCAGUUACAUUUAUAUAUUGUUUCGUUUUUUUCUUUUAUAAAGUCUGAAGAAGUUUGGAGAGAUGUGGUGUGGCUGACGAGCCCCCAUUAUUCCUUUGUGCUAGUGUGAAUGUCUUAUGUAUAGUUGCUGUAUAUAAAUGCUGUAUAAAAAAAAAACCUUCUUCAAUGCUUCAAAGCACAGGCACUUCCAGUAGCUGGGACGUAAUAUAUCAGUAAUAAAGGUGACCCCCUCUUC
Molecule: messenger RNA, 3048 nt
Organism: Engraulis encrasicolus (European anchovy)
Lineage: Eukaryota; Metazoa; Chordata; Actinopteri; Clupeiformes; Engraulidae
Gene: dcn
Product: decorin
Exons: 8
Coding region: 289-1413 (374 amino acids)
Molecular function (GO): protein binding
Source: RefSeq, a predicted model, not a curated record